CAAGCACAAAAAUAAUGAAAUUAAAAAAAAUAGAAAACAGUGCAUACUUCAGAAAUUAUUAAUUUAGGGUUUUUUAGUGAAAAAGUGUUGAAAUAUUUAUUUCAUUAGUCUCGUUUUCAACUAGUAAAUCAUCUCAAGAACGUGGGCAUUAAAUGCGAAAUCGUCUGCACUAGAUAAAGGUCACAACAUGUUCAAAAAGUUUAUUUCCAGAAAUAAAUUGUAAGUUUAGCUAGAAUACCAUGGCUAAUUACGAAUCACUAAUGGGAAGUGGUUCUACAUCCGGCGCUGGUAUUUGUAACUGGUUGAAGCGUAUGAAGUUGUACAGGAUAGGUAUAAUUAUUGCAGUUUGUUUGCUGUUAGUAUCAUUCAUUUUCUAUUGCCUUCUAUUGAAUGACGAAACAAAUACACAGAACAAUGACAUCCACCGAACAAGAUCACAGCUUGAAGCGUUUGAGGAGAUCAGUCCGUUGAAAGCAGCUGAUUUAAAGCUUAGAAUUGACGAAAUGCUGAGAAUUAAAGGAACAGUUUCGCUGGAGCUCCGAGACCUGGAAGCAAGACGACAAAAGUUACAAUCCGAGAUUGGAUUGUACAAUCAGAAAAUCGACGAGCUCAAGCAGGAACUUGGACGCCAACAAACGGAGCUUGAAAGGUUGAAAAUAUCGGUGGAGCAGGCACAAGUCGCUCAGCAGGAAGCUGUGCUUCGAAACACACCUGAGUUGGCACUCCCAAAGCCGCUUUUUUCAAUAUCAGUACCAGAGAAAAAUCAACCUAUUUCCUCAUCGCAAGUGAGGGACUGUAAAAUGAGUACAUGCUUCGAUCAUUCUCGUUGCAGUUUGACAUCAGGAUUUCCGGUGUUUCUAUAUGAUCCGGACUCGAACUCGGUGGUUAACCGAGGGUUUGAUAUUGACGGUUUUUUGAAGACAACUAUCAAACAGACACUUGGAUACAACGCCCAUUUAACUAACGAUCCCAAGAAGGCUUGUAUAUUCAUGGUUCUGGUGGGUGAAGCCUUUCCUGAACAGGAAAUACAACGGAAUAGUCGGUAUGCGUUCAGCAGUUUGAAUAAUGUUAAACGAACUUCUUAUUCCACUAGUUUAAACGUUACACGCUUGAAGCUACUCCCAUAUUGGGGAGGGGAUGGUAGAAACCAUGUUCUCUUGAAUUUCGCACGACGUGAUUUGAGCUUGGCAACUGGUAAUGUUUUCCGCCAAAUGAAUACCGGUCGAGCCAUGCUGGUGCAGUCGAGUUUUGAAGUAGAGCAGUUUCGAGCUGGAUUUGACAUUAUAGUGCCCCCAAUUCUGGGGCCUCCAGGCGGCGAUGUCUGGCAGGAAUGCAGUCCAAUGUUACCAGCCAGGAGGAAAUUUCUGUUGAGCUUUCAAGGAGAGAUGAAUGCACAGCAAAAUCAGACCGGUCUUAACCAUGUCGAUGACGAAGCAGAAACUGUUGACGAUUUUAUAAUUGAGCAUCUGAAGGAGAUGUCAUCUGGACAUACGCAGGAUCGUUUCCUUCUUCAGUUCGAGUGUAUUCCUGCCACAGAACAACGGAAUCCUUCGGCAGUUCGGGAUUGGUCAUUGUGUGGAACGGAUAAUUCUCGAAAGUCUAUUUUGAAAGACUCUACGUUUACGUUGCUUCUAUCUCCAGGUGGAAAUAGUAUUAGCUCAACCCUAUUUAAUGCCCGAUUAUACGAAGCAUUGAGAGCCGGAGCCAUCCCUGUCGUUUUGGGAGGUGAUCAAGUAGAGCUGCCGUAUGCCGAAACCAUCGAGUGGCGCCGUGCUGCGAUCUUAUUGCCAAAAGCGAGAAUUACUGAAUUGCACUUUCUACUGCGAGCUAUUCCUGAUGCCGAUCUUUUAAGUAUGCGUCGUCAAUGUCGACUUAUUUGGGAACGUUAUUUGAGCUCAGUACAAGCGACGGUCGAUACGAUUAUUGCAAGUCUAAGGGACCGCCUGGGUAUACCUCCGAAGCCAGUUUCUGCGAUCGUGGCGCAUAGUGUGUUCAACACUAGUUUUGUUCCGCUUAAGUCUGAUCCUGUAUUUGAUACAGAACCAGACGAAUCAUUAGGACCGAUAGAGCCGCCCUAUCCAAGUCCUGCAUUCAGGCGAAACUACACUGCACUUUUGAUACAGUCGCGUGAAGCUUGGAAUGAUUGGGCAGAUCCCUUUGCAUUGUACCCGCAACUACCGUUCGAUCCAGUUCUUCCCUCCGAUGCGAAGUUUAUCGGUUCGCAUAUGGGAUUCAGACCGAUUGGUAAAGGAGCUGGUGGAGCUGGCAAAGAAUUUGGUGAAGCCCUCGGUGGGAACUACCCUCGGGAACAGUUUACAAUCGUAAUCCUCACCUAUGAGCGCGAGCAGGUUCUAAUGGAUUCUCUUAGCCGUCUUUAUGGAUUGCCGUAUUUACAUAAAGUGAUUGUUGUUUGGAAUUCACCAAAACCACCAUUGGAAGAUUUACGUUGGCCGGACAUAGGUGUGCCGGUUCAUGUUGUUCGUGCGCCACGCAAUUCAUUGAACAAUCGUUUUCUUCCAUUUGAUGCUAUCGAAACUGAAGCGCUUCUCUCGGUCGAUGACGACGCCCACUUGCGCCACGAUGAGAUUCUGUUUGGUUUCCGUGUAUGGCGCGAGCACCGAGACCGUGUCGUAGGCUUUCCCGGACGUUUUCAUGCAUGGGAUACUAAUACACUAGAUGCAUGGAACUACAAUUCAAACUACAGUUGUGAACUGAGCAUGGUGCUGACGGGAGCUGCUUUCAUCCACAAGUACUAUACCUACUUAUACACGUAUGCACUGCCUCAGGCGAUACGCGAUAAGGUUGACGAAUACAUGAAUUGUGAGGAUAUUGCGAUGAACUUCCUGGUGUCGCAUGUCACCCGGAAGCCGCCGGUCAAGGUCACCUCCAGAUGGACCUUCCGCUGUCCUGGUUGUCCCGUGUCGCUUAGUGAAGACGAUACACAUUUUCAGGAGCGGCACAAAUGUAUCAACUUCUUUACGAAGGUAUUUGGUUACACGCCACUGUUGAACACUCAGUAUCGAGCCGAUUCCAUCCUGUUCAAAACACGGAUACCGCACGACAAGCAAAAGUGUUUCAAAUUCAUCUAGGGAACCAACCAGCAUUACCAACCAGUGGAGUAUAAACUAGAGCAUCACAGCUUGGACAUGAGCGUCUCGUUUUUUUGACGAUCGUUCCGCGCACUUUUAAUAUCGGGAUCCUGCUCUGUUGAUCUCCGGUUGCAAAAGCAUCAGCACCCCGUUUUAGCACACCAAUUUCUGAGCAUAGCCAGCCAGACAUUUCAACCAAAAAAGAAGAAGAAAGAAGAACAAAGGAAUGUGUGUUUUCAAACGGCAGUGAAUUUCUCGUUGAAAAUAGUCGUACUCAUCUAGAUACACGAUCCAUAAUGUGUAGAUAUAAUUAUGCUAUUACGUAUAGUUUUUAAUAAGGGAUGUAUAAACUAGAUUUAUUCAAAAUGUUUUACUCUAAGACUCAGCGAUGAAGACGAUUUUGUUCGCUGUAGAACAAAUUUGUUUAGCUUUAAUAGUUUUUAAUUCAUGCAAGGUAAUCACGUUCUUUCGCGCAGUGCCAUAGAGAUUAUAUGCCUGAUAAACAAAAAAGGCCAAUAAAUUGCAAUAACAGUAUGAAUCGGAUUGCACAAACAAUGUAUGGAACAAUGAUCAAUAUGAAGCAAUAAGCUUGUCUAACUUUGUAGGUUAUCUUGAGAAAGUCUGAUCAAGCUAAACGAGAGAAACAGUUACCGAACAGGAAGAGAUAUUUUAACGAAAAUGUUGGACGUGUUUAAAUAAAGCACUAGUCAGGCUGUUCGAUGCUUUCUUAACUACAUUUAGGUUUAAAUUGAAGAAUUAUUCUUCUGAUGUGCUUAUUUCCUGAUGUUUGGUUUUGGUAAUCGCGUUUUUGCAAGUAAGAAACAGUCAAAUGUAAUAGAACAGUCGGUUUAGGAAUUUUUUUUGCAAGGUCGGGUCUAAAAUCAAUGCACUGCAUUUUUGUAAAUAUCACACAUCGUAAUUUGAAUAACUAAAAACAUAGUGAUUACUGUUAGGAAUAAUACUUUGUGUAAAAAAAAUUACAUGCAUCGAUUGUUUCAAUGUAUGUAAUUGCCAUCGAUAUUUUAUAGUCCUGAGGAGGGAACAUUUAUAAUUGAUUUAAAAAUGCACUUAAAUCAGUUUUAAUAGGUACAUAUAUACUAAUUGUAAUAAACAAAUAAGCUACCAAAUCGAA
This is a messenger RNA of Wyeomyia smithii (pitcher-plant mosquito), 4221 nucleotides long. It is a transcript of the gene botv, whose product is annotated as exostosin-3. The transcript is spliced from 3 exons. NCBI's taxonomy places the organism in Eukaryota, Metazoa, Arthropoda, Insecta, Diptera, Culicidae. Gene Ontology annotation, cellular component: membrane. Bases 240 to 3089 code for a protein of 949 amino acids. Gene Ontology annotation, molecular function: glycosyltransferase activity. The record is from RefSeq and is a predicted model, not a curated record.